This is a messenger RNA of Pongo pygmaeus (Bornean orangutan), 1097 nucleotides long. It is a transcript of the gene MPC1L, whose product is annotated as mitochondrial pyruvate carrier 1 like. The coding region runs from base 515 to 937 and encodes 140 amino acids. The record is from RefSeq and is a predicted model, not a curated record. Gene Ontology annotation, biological process: pyruvate import into mitochondria. Lineage: Eukaryota; Metazoa; Chordata; Mammalia; Primates; Hominidae. The transcript has a single exon. Gene Ontology annotation, cellular component: mitochondrial inner membrane.
GCCAGGCCUCUUCACCCUCUCAGAGCCGCUGCAUGUGCUUGUGGAGCACGUUACAGUAGUCAUGCUGAGGCGCAAGGGCGAAGCUUCGCCCUUUCAUCCCCGCAGAACAUUGGCAUGUAGUCUGGAGCACUUUACAGCGGUUACAUGAAGGCGCGAGGGCAAAGCCACGGCCUUGCACCCCCGCAGAACAGGAGCACGUGCUGUCUGCAGCACUUUAACGGCAUUCAGGCAAAGGCCCGCGGGUGAGGCCAUUCCCUUUCGCCCCAACAGCACAGCGGCAUGUGCCGUCUGGCGCACUUUACGGCAGUCAACGCGAAGGCGCCAGGGUGAAACCACGCCCUUUCAUUCCGACAGAACACCGGCACGUGCUGUCGGCGCACUUUGUGGCAGCCACGCGAAGGCUCGAGGUCGCAAGCGUGUGCCCAGUCAGGGUCGGCUGCGGGUACUGGGCUUUGCGCUCUAUUUCGCUGUGGUCUGGCUGUUGGUCCGUAGGCACGCCUACGGCUAUUCCAUCAUGGCGAGGAUGGCGGUACUGUGGCGGAAGAUGAGAGAUAACUUCCAGAGCAAGGAGUUCCGGGAAUACGUGAGCAGCACUCACUUCUGGGGUCCCGCGUUCAACUGGGGCCUUCCGCUGGCUGCCUUUAAAGAUAUGAAGGCGUCGCCAGAGAUCAUCAGUGGCCGCAUGACAACAGCGCUCAUCUUGUACUCGGCGAUCUUCAUGCGCUUCGCCUACCUCGUACAGCCUCGAAACCUGCUGCUGAUGGCGUGCCACUGUACCAACGUGAUGGCGCAGAGUGUGCAGGCCAGUCGCUACCUACUCUACUACUACGGCGGCGGCGCCGAGGCUAAAGCCCGCGACCCUCAAGCCCGCGACCCUCUGGCUACCGCCGCCGCUGCCACCAGCCCGGGUUCCCAGCCCCCGAAACAAGCUUCUUAAGAACUGAGAGGGCCUGAUUUCAUCUCUGCAGGUCACAAGCACUGAACUGCCAUUCCUCCUGAAAAAAGACCGAUGAAGACUUCGGUUUUGACUCUAAAACAGUGCGAGUCUGACUUAAACCUGCAGUUUGAUUAAUAAAGAAAUACAAAGUAACAUUGAA